GAGUGCUCCGUAACAGGAAGGAAAUACACGUACGGUGAAGUGCUGGACAAGGGCUUAAGGUUUUGGAGGCAUCGUGAACACCUUCCUUCCUCCUGCCUCCUCCUCCGCCUCCCCGGAAGAGAAGAUCAGAACAGUUACCUUCUUCUCCCAAAAUUGUCCGGAGUUCCCCAUAUUCCUGCUGGGGGACUCUGGCUACUGGCGCGACCUUGGCUACUAUUAACUCCAACUACACGGCAGCCGAGGUGGCGAGGCAGCUGGCGCACAGUGAGGCAGGCUUGGUGGUGACGGAGCCGCUGCUGGAGGGCAUGGUGAGGGAGGCUCUAGUCAAGCUGGGGAAGGAUCUGCCAGUGAUGGUGAACGGCGUGUCUCAGCAAGGCUACCCUAAUGUGAGGGACAUGUUGGCUGACCCAGCCAGGCCCUUCUGCGACCUGGUGCAGACGCACCCUGAGGACAUGGCGGUGAUGCUGUUCUCCAGCGGCACCACGGGGCCUCCCAAGGGCGUGCAGCUGUCCCACAGGGCCUUCACGUCCAACCUGACCUUCUUCACCCAUCCAAAAAUCUUCCCUUACCAUCCUUCUAAGGAGGGGGAGGCGCAGGAAGUGGUGACAGGCCUUCUUCCUUACUACCAUAUAUACGGGCUGUACGUGGUAACCCUCCUCAGCAUGUACCAGGGAGCCAAGGUGGUCUCCUUCCCCUCUUUCGAUCCAUUCAGCUUCGUCAGAGUCGUGCGAGAACAAAAGGUUGGAAUCGUACACAUGGUUCCUCCGAUCCUGAACUUCCUGACCAUGAGUGACAAGGUGACCUCAGCCGACCUGGUCAGCGUGAGGGGCGCCAUGUGUGCCGCUGCCCCUGUGCCCUCCAGCACUGCCAAACUCUUCAAGGAGAAAGCACCCAACCCUGUCAUAUUCCAGGAAGGCUUCGGCAUGACGGAGACCCUGGGCAGCCACAUGACGCCCCUGGACGAUGAGAGGCUAGGCUACUGCGGGAAAGUGGUGCCCAAUGUAAUGGCGAAGGUUAUCAACGCGGAGGGGGAAGCCUUGCCGGAGGGGGAGAGAGGAGAGCUGUGUAUCAAGAGUCCCUCGCUAAUGACGGGCUACUACAAGAACCCGACAGUCACGGCCCAGACCCUUGACGCCGAGGGCUGGCUGCACACUGGCGACGUGGCGAUACACACUGACGGCUUCUUCAGCAUCGUGGACAGGCUGAAGGAACUCAUCAAGGUGAAAGGCUUCCAGGUCUCGCCCUCGGAACUGGAAGACGUCUUACUGGAACACACGGCCGUGGCUGACGUGGCGGUCAUUGGCAUACCAGACGACCGCGCUGGAGAACUCCCUCGCGCCUACAUCGUGCGCUCCUCCUCCUCCUGCAGCGAGGAGGACAUACACGGCUUCCUGAAGGAGAGAGUGGCGGAAUUCAAACAGCUGAAGGGCGGCGUGAGAUUCGUAGAUGCGCUGCCCAAGAAUCAAACUGGGAAGGUUUUGAAGAGAGAACUGCAGGAAUUAGCGGCUAAGGAAGGAUAAGGAUUUCUCUCUCUCUCUCUCUCUCUCUCUCUCUCUCUCUCUCUCUCUCUCUCUCUCUCUCUCUCUCUCUCUCUCAUUUUUUUCUUUUCUUUUUUUCAGAUUUUUUUAUUUUCUACUCGUUUUUUCUCGUUUCUGAGUUUUCCUUUUUUUUAUGUUUAUUAUUAGGUGGAUUUUUUUUUUUUCUCGUUAAUCUUUUGUUUUCAUUUGUGAGACUGAAUCCUCAUGUUAAUGGUGGCACAUCUGAAGAAGGGGGAUAAGAAUAACAACAGUAAUGACAAGGAGAUGAAGAACAAGGAGGAGAAUGAAGAAUAAUAUUGACCGAAAAAAAAAAAAAUGUAUAUGGUGCUAAAUGAAAGAAAACGGAACAAACAGGAGUAAAAUUUCAGGAACCAGACCAAUGAAGGAGGAGGAGGAGGAGGAGGAGAGGUAGACUGAAGGAUGAAACAAAGUAGGAUUGAAAGACAGAAAGAGAUUGAAGUGAACAAGGAAAGACUGUACGGUACAAUUAUAUAAUCACCUUAGAGACCGUACGAUAUAUAUAUGCUUAUCACUCAUCAUACCUACCAAGAUGAAUAGUGAUGAUAUACUCGCCUAGCUUUUGUACACUUCAGAUUUCAAACGUAUAAUUGUAGAACGAGUGUCUAAAAUUAAAUGGUUUGUCUAAUUAAGAUAGUUGUUAAGAUAUUACAUUUAUUUUGAGUUUGUUUAAAGGAAGAUUGUUAAUAGUGGAGAUGUGAUUGUCUAAUGAAGAUAGUUAUUAAAAUAUUACCAUUA
Messenger RNA from Scylla paramamosain (green mud crab), 2294 nucleotides. RefSeq lists its product as uncharacterized. Gene Ontology annotation, molecular function: CoA-ligase activity. The record is from RefSeq and is a predicted model, not a curated record. Bases 306 to 1520 code for a protein of 404 amino acids. Lineage: Eukaryota; Metazoa; Arthropoda; Malacostraca; Decapoda; Portunidae. The transcript has 8 exons.